AUGGAGACCCAGCAAGGAGCUGAGCUCUGCUUUCCACAGCUUCUGAACACCUCCUGCAAGAAGCCUACACGUCAUCACUCUGGAGUUGUGCUCUUCUACUUUCUGACCUUCAUCGCUCUGAUGACUGCAGCUCUCAACCUGCUGGUUAUCAUCUCCAUCUCCCACUUCAGGCAGCUCCAUACCACAACCAACCUCGCCCUGCUCUCUCUGGCUGUCUCAGACUUCCUUGUGGGCCUCGUGGUGAUGCCAGUUGAAAUCAUCCAAACUGAGACCUGCUGGUUCUUGGGUGACCUCAUGUGUGCUGUGUAUUAUUUGUUGCCCUUCAUCAUUAUCUGUGCCUCUGCAGCAAGCAUGGUGCUCAUAUCAGUCGACCGCUAUUUGGCUAUCUGUUACCCUCUGCAUUACCCCACCAAAGUCACGGUAAAAAGAGUCAGAUUCUUUGUGUGCGUGUGCUGGUUUUACGCUUUUGUUGUUAGUGUUCUGCUGUUAUAUGAUAACCUGAAACAACCUGGCGGGUAUAACUCUUGCUAUGGGGAAUGUGUGGUUAACAUUUCAGGGGAUCUGGACCUUGCUUUCAGCUUUGUUAUUCCUAUAUCUGUGAUCGUGGUUCUGUAUUUGAGAGUGUUUGUGGUUGCUGUCACUCAGGCUCGGGCCAUGCGCACACAAAUCACCACUGUUACACUACAGCAUUCACAGACUGUAAUGAGAUCUGAGCUGAAAGCAGCCAGGACUCUUGGCAUCGUUGUAGCUGUGUUUCUGAUGUGUUACUGCCCAUAUUACUGUGUCUUCCUCAUAAGUGGCAAAAUAUUAAUCGGCUCUACAGCUGAAGCCCUCAUGGGUUUUCUCAUGUAUUUUAACUCCUGUCUUAACCCCUUGAUCUAUGCCUUUCUCUACCCGUGGUUUAGGAAAGCUGUUAAACUCAUUGUUACAUUAAAGGUAGCACAGACCGGCUCCUGUGAGGCCAACAUAUUGUAGGGUGGGAAUGCUUUUUCUUUUCUUUGAAGGAGGGAAACGCUGAGGUGAAAUGAAUGCUGUAGUUGCAAAAUAAUCUCAAAACAUGUCCCACAGUCCAGCUUUUCUUGGACAUGUGAAAAUACAAUGCUGGAGACUGUGAGAUGUGGUGGAAAGAAAAGACAAUAUCAA
Messenger RNA from Notolabrus celidotus (New Zealand spotty), 1143 nucleotides. Its product is annotated as trace amine-associated receptor 13c-like. The transcript is spliced from 2 exons. Gene Ontology annotation, biological process: cell surface receptor signaling pathway; G protein-coupled receptor signaling pathway. The record is from RefSeq and is a predicted model, not a curated record. Gene Ontology annotation, molecular function: trace-amine receptor activity. Gene Ontology annotation, cellular component: membrane. NCBI's taxonomy places the organism in Eukaryota, Metazoa, Chordata, Actinopteri, Labriformes, Labridae. The coding region runs from base 1 to 975 and encodes 324 amino acids.